Messenger RNA from Manduca sexta (tobacco hornworm), 1169 nucleotides. Its product is annotated as UPF0764 protein C16orf89 homolog. The record is from RefSeq and is a predicted model, not a curated record. Bases 40 to 1152 code for a protein of 370 amino acids. Lineage: Eukaryota; Metazoa; Arthropoda; Insecta; Lepidoptera; Sphingidae. The transcript is spliced from 6 exons. Gene Ontology annotation, cellular component: membrane; cytosol.
AAAUUAUUCAGCUCAACAAAACUGUUAGUUUUGUGCAAAAUGUACGCAAGGUGUAUCGCCUUUUUGGUCACUUUCUCCGCCGCUUGCGCGAUAUACCCGUACUUCGACACGCAAGACUUUAUUUAUAACGUGCCUAAAGUUUAUAGAAUUUGCAUAACACUGGACAAACUGCUGGAGUAUUAUGAACAGAAGCCGUCGAAAGAUCCCGAGUGGUAUAUAGCUCUCGGCAUGGCACGAGGGCAACUGGAGUACACUAUAAAUGAGCUAGACAAGUCAGUGCCGGCGAAGCUGAAGCAAAACCUGCAGAACAUCACCAGCAGGAUGGAUCGCAUACGCAACAACACCAAAUACGAUAAAUUGGUAUAUCGGAGCAAAGAUUAUGAAUAUGUAGCAAAAGCGAUGUUAGAAAACUUAGAAGUGUUGUCGUCGGUCCUGGAGCCGUUGACCCUGGGAACCCUCGGCACUCAGAAACCGUACCGGUUCAACUUCGAGCAGUACGUGCAAGAAGCGCGCACUAAGAUGCCGAGCAGGAAGGCUGCUGAUGCAUGCACGAUGCAAUUGCUGAUAUCUGCCAUGGAGACACAGACCACGCAAUCCGACGGCUCCUGCGAGAUGACUCCAGAGUGCUCUCAGCAACUCCUAAAAGGUUCAGGGUUGGCCUUCCAGCAGAUUAGCAGGAUUCGCGCAGCUGUAUUGGCUACUGCGUUUGAUUGUAUGGAAGGCUUGGACAUUAAUGCGCAUAUAUACAAACUGUGCAUCCAGAUUUAUAAGGAGUCGAAGUCGUUGGAAGCGUGGGAGCAUCCACCAGGGACGAGGACUUUGUUUAUGCAACAGAUUGCGUACUGCGCAUCGCAAGGGUAUGGUGAAUUUAUAAAGCCUCGGUGGAUGAACAAGAUCCUAUCCUGGCAGGAACCUAAAGGAUGCUAUGCAGAUGAUCGCCAACCGUUCCUUAAGCUCACCGGUUUUGUGGGGCCGGCAUCUUCACCACCGUCUAAGGAGAGAGAGGAGGAGUAUCGUGUGAAGAAAGCUGCGAUUUCGGAGGGUGGUUCCUGCAACUCUUUGACCUCAGCCAUGGCUCUGGGGUCCCUAGUGUUGUACGUGCGGGCGCUGUUAGAGACAGACCUUGCUUUUCAAUAUGACGUGUUAACGUAAAUUGAUGAUGAAUUAUA